This is a messenger RNA of Pedinophyceae sp. YPF-701, 945 nucleotides long. Lineage: Eukaryota; Viridiplantae; Chlorophyta; Pedinophyceae. The record is from the annotation of a GenBank genome assembly.
AUGGGGAGCCAGUUCGGCUUCUUCAGCGAGCCGCAGUACCUCGGGCCCGGCCGCAACCGCGGAGUGGGCAAGUCGGGGACUGCGGAGGGCGCGGUCGCCCCGAUCGCAUUCAAGCCCGCGGGCAACACGAACAACAAGCUCAAGUCCACCGGGUUCAGGUCCCUCUUCUCGGGGGAGCCGUACAGGGAUCUCCUCACGGGCGGCAAGGAGAAGAAGCGUGACGCGGGAGAGGGCGAUGAGGUGAAAGUCGCGCCGUUCAGGCCCUCGGGGCCAAUGAAGCAGUCUGUGUGCCUGGGGGAUUACUACGGCACCCUCAGCGGGCCGUUCCCGCACAUCGCAGAGGAGCCGCCGGCGCGUCGCAAGAAGGGCGAGGUGAUGCACCAGUCGCGGAACAUCCUCACCAACCCGGCGAAGAAGGGCACGUAUGGCUACGUCGGCACGACGCUCUCGGAACGCAUCGCCGGGACCAAGGGCCUGGCCGGCGAGUACUCCUACCAGGCGGACCCCUUCGUGGACAGCCUUGGCAAGGCCCGCGGGUCGAACAAGGCCAAGUUCGUGUCGGAGGUGCCAUUCAAGCCGUCGCACGUGGGCAACACCGGGCUGCGCGGGCCCGGGUACCCCGACCGCACCCUCGGGAAGCCGUACGACUACAUCAUCGAGGGAUCGAAGCCCGUGCACCGCAGGCCGCCCGAGCCGGAGGAGGGGCGGCCUCCACCGUUCAAGCCAUCGCACCCGCCGCGCAGGGGCUACAACGCCACGCUGGAACGGUUCCCGAAGUACGAGAUGGACCCCGUCCCGCUGAAGCUGGAGAAGGCGCGCACGGAGCGGUUGAGGGAGCGCGAGCGGACCGCGGGGCAGGCAUCGUGGAAGCCCAGCCACGGCGGCAAGAUGCCGGGACCCUCCACGAGCAUCGUGCGGCUCAACAUGUCCAUCGGCACGAUGUAG